AUGUGUAAUGUUAUAUCACUUAUUUGUUUAAUUCUCACAUUUAUGACAUACGUUUUAUUCAAAAGUUUGAGAACAGUUCCUGGUCAAAAUAACAUGACCUUAGUGUUAUUUACAAGCAAUAUUCUUGUAUCUUUUAUUGACAAUGAUUAUCAGUCCAUUGGAUAUGGAGGUGAUUUGUGCUUUAUUGUUUUUAAAUUGGCAGCAAUUAUUACAUUUUUAUGUCCAGUUGGUAUUAUCUUGUUGUCAAAUGUUAUUAUGUUUGCUGCAGCAGUGUUUAACAUUUGCAGUUCUCCACACGUGUCAUCAGAAAAUGUAUCACAUGAAAAAAAGAACAACAUAGUCAUAUACUUUAAGUUGUUUGCCAUAACUGGCUGCACUUGGUUACUACAGUUUAUUGAUGCAUUGUUCCCGAUAUCAAUGUUCACGGUUUUAAUUUCAAUGUGUAAUUUGUUGACGGGGAUAUUUAUUUUCAUGUCAUACAUUUGUAACGAGCGUGUUUUAGAAUUGUACAAAUCCAAAUUUAUAGGUGGCAACAAGUAUCUCUUUUCUGGUAUAUCACCAAAGUCGGCAACAAAUCAAACAACAUUACAUUCCUGA
Messenger RNA from Mytilus californianus (California mussel), 597 nucleotides. Its product is annotated as adhesion G protein-coupled receptor E3-like. The record is from RefSeq and is a predicted model, not a curated record. The transcript is spliced from 2 exons. Bases 1 to 597 code for a protein of 198 amino acids. NCBI's taxonomy places the organism in Eukaryota, Metazoa, Mollusca, Bivalvia, Mytilida, Mytilidae.